Acyrthosiphon pisum (pea aphid) is the source of this 1541-nucleotide messenger RNA. RefSeq names its product Lipoyltransferase 1 (gene Lipt1). The transcript has 6 exons. Bases 100 to 1059 code for a protein of 319 amino acids. Lineage: Eukaryota; Metazoa; Arthropoda; Insecta; Hemiptera; Aphididae. Gene Ontology annotation, molecular function: lipoyltransferase activity. Gene Ontology annotation, biological process: protein lipoylation. Gene Ontology annotation, cellular component: mitochondrion; cytoplasm. The record is from RefSeq and is a predicted model, not a curated record.
UAAUAUGCAUAUUUUUUAGUUUCUGUAGUAAAAACUUCGAUACUUAUCUUUCGAUAUAAAUACACGCCAGACUAGACUAGUGCCAGGCUCAAGUUAGUUAUGGCUUUUAUUAUUCGAAGAUUUUAUUCAUCAGUUAUUGAAAAGACUGUUUUGAUAUCAAGAUCGACAGAUGUAUUUGAAAACCUUGCCUUGGAACACUGGUACUACCGACAUUCAGACUUCACCAAUAAAUCUAUGUUGCUAUUGUGGGUAAACAGUAACUGUGUUGUAAUUGGCCGCCAUCAAAAUCCUUGGUUGGAAGUAAAUUUUGAUCCAACUAUUGACCUACGGAUAGCAAGAAGAAAUAGUGGUGGUGGAACAGUAUUUCAUGAUAAUGAAAAUCUCAAUAUGACUUUUUUCACGAACAGAGACAUUUAUAACAGGAAACAAAAUUUAGAGCUUAUUGUUGAAACAUUAAAAAAUGAAUGGAAUGUUGUAACAGAAAUUAAUAAACGAGAAGAUAUUGUAAUAGAUAAUAUGUACAAAAUAUCUGGCACAGCUUCCAAGUUGGGAAGACCUAAUGCAUACCACCAUUGUACAUUAUUAGUAAAUUGCAAUCGAGAAUUUAUGUCAAAUUUAUUAAGAAAACAUGAAAAAAAUAUUGAAACCAAUGCCACUGUUAGUGUAACAUCAGAUGUAUUGAAUUUGACACAAAUUAAUAACAAAGUGUGUAUCAAUAGAUUAAUGACUGCUGUUGGUUUACAAUACCUGAAAACAGUAGGCAAUACAACAACAAUAAAUCAAGGAUUUAAUUAUGUAACACCAAACGAACAAACAUUCCCUGGUUUUAAUGAAAUAAAAAAUGAAAUGGAGAGCUGGGAAUGGAUAUAUGGACGAACGCCAAAGUUUAAUAUAACUGUUAAAUGUAAUGAAAAAUCUGUUGUUUUAUCUGUAAAAAAUGGUAUCAUUGAAAAUUUUACUACAGCCUGUAAUGUAAGUUUGAACAACUUAGUUAAUGAAAAAUUUAAUAUGAAUAUAGUGGAAGAGAUAAAACAACAUUUGAAAACCAUUGAUAUGUAAUUUUAUAGUAUAACUGUUUUAUUUUUAUAUUAGAUAAUUACUGUAGUAAAAAUAUAAUAUAUUGUGUUAAUUUAUGUUAUGAUUAAAUAUUAAAAUUAAUGAUUAAUUAUUAGACACAAUGUGAUUCGUUAUCUUUUCCAUUGUACAGUUUGAUAUUUCAUAAGAACAAUUUAAUUUUUCUUUUGUUUAGAUUCUUGAGCCUUGAAUGCAUUACACCUAGUGGGCAACCAAAUACGUGUUUGGUUUUUGUUUAUUUUAGUGAAAUGUAUAAUGUCACUAAAAAAAAGUAUGCAAUGACCUAUUAUACAUAUUGUAUGGCAAUCGUGUUUUCUCUUUAAAAUAAUGAUAAUUAAAUAUUUUAUCAUUAAAUUUAAAUUGUAUGUGUUAAAAUAAAUGUAAAAACUAAUGAACAUUCAUGUUGUAUGGUAAAUAAUCAUCGAGUAUAGUAAAUAAUAAUGGUACAUAGUAAUUAAAAUUUAAAG